UGUUUAUUUAUGUUUUGUAAUAUGACGUUUAGAUUACUAUAUGAUUAAAGUAUUUUAUAACUGAAGUCAUUUAACGUCAAAAAGGAUCUAUUUGCAAGGAACAUUAAAAUACCUAACCUAACAUUAAAUUAACCAUUGAAGAUGGCAAGGAUGACAACUGAGACUCGUGCAAUCUUGUAUGGAUUUUGGUUAUCAUCAUGUUCUUGGCGGGUUCGUGCUGCCUUACACCUUAAAGGUAUUUCUUAUGUAGAACGAUCAGUGGACAUCGUCAACAAACUUUCACAACUGACUGAUGAGUACCGUGUCAUUAACCCCUCGCAGAAGGUUCCCGCUUUAAUUAUUGAUGGUGCAACAUUAAUUGAGUCGAUGGCUAUACUUCAAUAUCUAGAAGACACUCGUCCUAAGCCUAGCCUCAUGCCAAGAACGCCUAUAUUAAGAGCGCGUAUGAGAGAAAUUUGUGAGACUGUUGUCUCUGGCAUUCAGCCGCUACAGAAUGUAGGUUUGUUAAGCCAUUUCGAUUCUACGGAUCAAUACAAAAACUUCACUAAGUAUUGGACAGAACGCGGACUGUAUAUACUUGAGGAUCUGCUGCAGAAAUCAUCAGGUCAAUUCUGUAUCGAGAACCAGCUAAGCAUGGCUGAUCUGUGUCUGGUGCCUCAGAUGUACAAUGCUGUUACAAGACACAAGUUGAGCUUGGAUAAGUUCCCAACAAUUUCGAAAGUUUACGAGGCACUUUUGAGAGAAAAAACUUUCAGUGAGACGCACCCGGAGAACAUCAAACCGAAAAAUAUGUAAUAAACUUUUACUAAGAAAAGUA
Messenger RNA from Nymphalis io (European peacock), 817 nucleotides. It is a transcript of the gene GSTz2, whose product is annotated as probable maleylacetoacetate isomerase 1. Gene Ontology annotation, biological process: L-phenylalanine catabolic process; glutathione metabolic process. Bases 142 to 795 code for a protein of 217 amino acids. NCBI's taxonomy places the organism in Eukaryota, Metazoa, Arthropoda, Insecta, Lepidoptera, Nymphalidae. Gene Ontology annotation, cellular component: cytoplasm. The record is from RefSeq and is a predicted model, not a curated record. The transcript is spliced from 5 exons. Gene Ontology annotation, molecular function: maleylacetoacetate isomerase activity; glutathione transferase activity.